Punica granatum (pomegranate) is the source of this 1469-nucleotide messenger RNA. NCBI's taxonomy places the organism in Eukaryota, Viridiplantae, Streptophyta, Magnoliopsida, Myrtales, Lythraceae. The record is from RefSeq and is a predicted model, not a curated record.
UCUCUCUCCCUCCCUCCCUCCCUCCCUCCCUCCGCCCUUUCUCUACCCCUGCCCUGCGUCCCUACAGUUCAGUAUGACUAAGCACGGUGCUCCCAUGGAGUUCGACUAUGAACUAAACUCGCAGUCCUUUCCCUAUAUAAACAGCUUCCACCACGGCUUCAGCUGGCGCUUACCUCUAAUGGCUCCUUCCUCCAAACCCCUCAACCCUUCGGCGCCCCCUUUCCUUCCCACGGCUGCCCAGCCGCCGCCGCCGCCGCCGGCACUCCCUCUCUGGCACUAUGACCCUCAUGAUCUCUACCGUCGAUUCCGAGUUGGUGGGCUCGGGGAGAAGGUGGUGGCCGGGAAGAGUUCAGGAGCUCCAUUCGGUGUCAGGUCGCGAGUCCGGGGGCUUGUUCCGCCCAGGCUUAUGUUCAGGGCGAGACAUGAGCCGGCGCGGCGCGGCCCCGAGAGCAGGAAGAGGUGGGUCCCUAGGGAUUCCAAAAAUUGUGACGACAAUGGGACAGUAACGCUGAUCGAAGAUGCUGCUGCUGAUCAUAAGGGGGACGAGGAUGAUGGAGCCGACAACGCUGAGCCUUCCUGGCUAUGUGGAGUGACAGCCGUUAUGAUGCGUAACAUCCCGAACCUGCUCAAGAGAUGGGAACUGCUCGAAAUCCUCGACGAGCACUGCCGCGAGGCCAAUCGGGGGCACGCCCAGCUGCCGAGGUCCGAAUACGAUUUCGUGUACCUGCCGAUCGACUACGAGAGGAAACUGAACAAGGGGUACGCGUUCGUGAACUUCACGAGCGCGGACGCGGCCGUGCGGAUGGGGCGGGCUUUCCACGGAAUGAAGUGGGAAGGUUUUAAGUUGAAGGAUUCGAUCACUUUCCGGACGAAGAAAGUUUGUGAGAUAUGUCCGGCGGCAACUCAGGGCAAGGCCAAACUGGAAGUGUUGUUCCGGAGCCGGGUGUUCCCGAGCGAAGAGUACCAGCCAUUGGCAGCUGUGGCCGAUCCUCGCGAUGGCGUGAAUGGAGCGCCAUUGCACCCUGUCGGAAAACUUUCCUCCGCAUAGCCCUCUCGGCGAGGUAUGUUUCUCUAGAAUCGAAACGACGCUAAUGGGUGGGAGCGGCUAUAGGAGUCCCCUAGGCGGCUGUACUGUGAUAUUUAGGGUUUCUCAUUACCUGUAAGAAAUUAGGUUUUAUUUUAGAAUUUCUGUAGGUUUUGCCUUAUGGAUGAAAUUGGCUUUGUGUUUUCAAUAUCUCCCCGGAAUUCCCAAAAAAGAAAAAGAAAAAGAAAAAGAAAAAGAAAAGAAAAAUGAUUUGUGUUUGUUUGGGUGUGAAAGUCUGGGGUGAAUUGGAAACAUGGGGGUUUUCAAAGGUUUGAAGGUGUGAUGAUGUAUGAGGUGUUGGAACGAUUAAAUGGCUGUUGUUUGUUGUUGCCUAUAUAUCCCGAUAUGAAUGUAAAAUCGACUCGUCAAUUAGAAGUAUGAGCUG